GAGGAGCUGUUGCCUGUACCAGACUUUGCACAGGUGCUACCAUUGAACUGAACAUCUUAUUUCACAACACAUAUUCACCUUGACUAUUGCCUUCAGUUAGCCUUCAGAAUACAGUAUGUAUUGUAUUAAACUUUAACCUACCACUGCUAAUGCACACCUGUGAUGACUAAGGGCUCUUUCUCAGAUGGUGUCAUGGCUUGAUGGAGCCCCCUCAGUUCUGGAUGAGUGUUUGCAGUCAGCGACUCCCCCAGAGGAGAUGAAGGCUUUAAUUGAACAUCACAGAAAUCUUGGACACAUUGACGUAAAAGGUAAGGUUGGGUCAGUGGAUAAUUAUGACUGAUGAGUCAUGAUCUUUGCUACUGUAUCACUUUGCUUUGAUUGUUAGAAUUAUUAAUUCAUUAUUUGACUGUUUGUGGUAGCUAACCGGGUGAGAAGUUGCAGUUAUUUACUGAGCCUCUCAUUCUCUUUCUCUCAGACACUCGCUCUUUACCUAUGGACGACUGCAUCCUCUCUUCUCUGUCCCUCCCUCCAGUCACAAAACCGGUGACUACUGCUGACAAACACACUCAAAAACACUCUGAUCAUCCAAAUAAAGAAGAGAUUAUUGAAGUUCCCAUUGACCAAUCAAAUCUGGAGACUGGCAAGAGGAGGAUAUCUGAGAGAACAAAACAGAAGAGAAAUGAACAGAGGGACCGAAUCGAAAAGGAUGAAAUUAUGGAGGAGGGAACGCCAUUUUCAGCCAAUGAGAGUAGGAGAGGGCAGACACUGCCCUGGAAGAGGAAAAUGAGUGACAAUUCGGAGGUUCCCGGGAAACGGCAAGCAGAUUCACCUCUGUUUCAGUAAGAACUGAUAUUGAAGUUGCUCAUAUUGGUGUGUCUCCCAGCAUGCCUUUGAUGCCAUUGCGUUUCUUUUGUGGGGGUUUUAAAUCUGCUUUAUGUGAAUUUCUGUGUUCCUCCUUUACAGGGAUUCUCCAGUGAAUAUCGAAUCUUCUAGUGAAUCUCCUCUCAUCUCGAUAUGGGGAGAAUACACAGGUGUGGAAUUUCUGUUCAUUCUGAAUGAAAUGUAAAAUACAGUACAUGGUAAAAGAAAAUACAUGACAGUUUUACUUACCCUUUUGUGUCAAGAACCCCAAGGUGCUGCCUAUUCCAUGACGACUGACACCAAAGUCCCUUGGUCUGAUGAUGAGACUCUAAACCUGAUAGAAAUUUGGGGAAAAGACUCUGUGCAGCGAGUUCUGAAAGGCUGUGUCAAAAAUCGGCACGUAUUCACUCUCAUUUCCAAAAGUAUGUCUGAGAGAGGCUACAUGAGAACUGUAGAGCAGUGUCAGACCAGGAUCAAACGACUGAAGAACAGCUUUCGUCAGUCUCUCCAGCAGAAGUGAGUACAUUACAUAAGAACGUGCUAAGACAACAAAAAAUAAUUAUAUAUAUAUACACACACAGUGGGGAGAACAAGUAUUUGAUACACUGCCGAUUUUGCAGGUUUUCCUACUUACAAAGCAUGUAGAGGUCUGUAAUUUUUAUCAUAUGUACACUUAAACUGUGAGAGACGGAAUCUAAAACAAAAAUCCAGAAAAUCAUAUUGUAUGAUUUUUAAGUAAUUAAUUUGCAUUUUAUUGCAUGACAUAAGUAUUUGAUCACCUACCAACCAGUAAGAAUUCCGGCUCUCACAGACCUGUUAGUUUUUCUUUAAGAAGCCCUCCUGUUCUCCACUCAUUACCUGUAUUAACUGCACCUGUUUGAACUCGUUACCUGUAUAAAAGACACCUGUCCACACACUCAAUCAAACAGACUCCAACCUCUCCACAAUGGCCAAGACCAGAGAGCUGUGUAAGGAUAUCAGGGAUACAUUUGUAGACCUGCACAAUGCUGGGAUGGGCUACAGGACAAUAGGCAAGCAGCUUGGUGAGAAGGCAACAACUGUUGGCGCAAUUAUUAGAAAAUGGAAGAAGUUCAAGAUGACGGUCAAUCACCCUCGGUCUGGGGCUCCAUGCAAGAUCUCACCCCGUGGGGCAUCAAUGAUCAUGAGGAAGGUGAGGGAUCAGCCCAGAACUACACGGCAGGACCUGGUCAAUGACCUGAAGAGAGCUGGGACCACAGUCUCAAAGAAAACCAUUAGUAACACACUACGCCGUCAUGGAUUAAAAUCCUGCAGCGCACGCAAUGUCCCCCUACUCAAGCCAGCGCAUGUCCCGUCUGAAGUUUGCCAAUGACCAUCUGGAUGAUCCAGAGGAGGAAUGGGAGAAGGUCAUGUGGUCUGAUGAGACAAAAAUAUAGCUUUUUGGUCUAAACUCCACUCGUCGUGUUUGGAGGAAGAAGAAGGAUGAGUACAACCCCAAGAACACCAUCCCAACCGUGAAGCAUGGAGGUGGAAACAUCAUUCUUUGUGGAUGCUUUUCUGCAAAGGGGACAGGACGACUGCACCGUAUUGAGGGGAGGAUGGAUGGGGCCAUGUAUCGCGAGAUCUUGGCCAACAACCUCCUUCCCUCAGUAAGAGCAUUGAAGAUGGGUCGUGGCUGGGUCUUCCAGCAUGACAACGACCCGAAACACACAGCCAGGGUAACUAAGGAGUGGCUCCGUAAGAAGCAUCUCAAGGUCCUGGAGUGGCCUAGCCAGUCUCCAGACCUGAACCCAAUAGAAAAUCUUUGGAGGGAGCUGAAAGUCCGUAUUGCCCAGCGACAGCCCCGAAACCUGAAGGAUCUGGAGAAGGUCUGUAUGGAGGAGUGUGCCAAAAUCCCUGCUGCAGUGUGUGCAAACCUGGUCAAGACCUACAGGAAACGUAUGAUCUCUGUAAUUGCAAACAAAGGUUUCUGUACCAAAUAUUAAGUUCUGCUUUUCUGAUGUAUCAAAUACUUAUGUCAUGCAAUAAAAUGCAAAUUCAAUACUUAAAAAUCAUACAAUGUGAUUUUCUGGAUUUUUGUUUUAGAUUCCGUCUCGCACAGUUGAAGUGUACAUAUGAUAAAAAUUACAGACCUCUACAUGCUUUGUAAGUAGGAAAACCUGCAAAAUCGGCAGUGUAUCAAAUACUUAUUCUCCCCACUGUGUGUGUGUGUGUGUGUGUGUAUAUAUAUAUAUAUAAAUAAUUAUUCUUUUUUAUCUCUGGCACGUUAUGGACAUGGGGAAAAUAUCCCUGGAAUGUGCUUGUCUGUAUUCUCACACUGAAACCAUUCCCUAUAUACAGAGUGGAAUGCAAAUUUUAUGACCAGCUAGAGCGAAUACUUGGGAAUGUGUCCCCCUCAACAUUUCCUGAGGUCACCUAUGAUGUUGAAGAGGUGACAGAUGACCAGCUAGAAGACACUGAAGAUUGGGAGUUCCCUGGCCACUCUGGUCUAGAAGAGAUUGGUAUGGUCCUAUUGUGCCUGUCUUGGUAAAUCGCAUAAUAUUGGCUCUUGGGAAAGGGACUAAUGUGUGUUUGCAUGCAGCAUGUUGCCCAACAUCUUACAAAGAGGUCAAACUGCUAGAAUGUUAAUACAGCUGACUUAACAUUUGGAAUGUGCAUUGUGAUUCAACAAAAUCAAUCAAAUGGCCCUGUGUAGCUCAGUUGGUAGAGCAUGGCGCUUGCAACGCCAGGGUUGUGGGUUCGUUUCCCACGGGCCAGUAUGAAAACGUAUGCACUCACUAACUGUAAGUCGCUCUGGAUAAGAGCGUCUGCUAAAUGACUAAAAUGUUAAAUGUAAAUGAUUAAUAGUCAGUGAUCACUGCUCUUGUGUUUGUCUCUAUUUCCACGGAAGGAACCAGAAGUGUUCCCUGGACAGACUUGGAGACCCUCACCCUAAUCAACAUAUGGGGAGAGGACAAAAUGCAGAGGGAAUUGAGGGGUAUGCAUAGAAAUGGUCACCUUUUUGCUGUGAUAUCCCAAAAGAUGUCUGCCCAGGGCUUUAUUCGGACUGCAGAGCAGUGCCAGACGAGGGUGAAAAGACUGAAACGGAGUUUCCGACAGUGCUACGAGAACAAGUAUGUCAAUUAUAGUUGAACAAUCAUUUGCUUUGUGCAUUGGGAGUUCCACAGGGAUCUAUGCUCGGGCCUUUAUAUUCUUCUUUGAUAUCCUGUCAUGGCUUACAUUUUGUCUAUUUGAGCCAGAAAAGUGCUUUGUUUUCUUUCCCCAAACGCAGCAUGAAAGGAAGAGAGCAAGUAGAAUGCAAGUUCUAUGACCUACUGGAGAGAAUACUGGGGAAUGAGCUUCCCUCAUACGUGGAGGUGUCAGAAAACUGUCUUGACAUGGAGUCUAGAGAAGGAUGGUCAGCAGACAACGAGUGCUCUGUUUACUCUUUCCAGGAGAGAGGUAUGGUCACAUUCUCUCUACUGGUUAACCAGUACCUCUUUCACUAGUAAAAUAUAAUAGGAUGAACUUGAGCACUCCUGUAUGGGUAUGGAAGGAUGGGGAAGAAACUCGACCUAGCAUAUCUGACUCAUUCUUUGAUAUCUGUGAGGAGGAGUCAACAAGGGUUUAGGGAUAAGGGUGAGUGGAUGGUUUGGGAUUGGGACAAUCUUUCUCACACACUCUUUCCCUUUGACUCUGAUCCAUCCAGAGGCUGCUGUGGGCGUGCCAGAAGACAGGAAGAAGGUCCCCUGGGCGGACGGCGAGACGGUGAUCCUCCUGGAGCUCUGGGGAGAUGACACUGUGCAGCAGAACCUGAAGCGCUGCCCGCACAACGGUCACAUAUACUCAGAGAUUUCGGAAAAGCUCAACUUCCGUGGCUUUUACAGAACUGCAGAGCAGUGCCACACCAGGAUAAAGCGCUUGAAAGCCAGCUAUCGGCAGUGUCAGGAAACCAUCAGGUAACCAUUGCCUUUCAGCUUCUAUUAUUGAUACAUUUGUCAUUUUGCUAAUGUGAAUUGGAUUACAGAUAGAUUCUAAUUUUGCAAUCUCUCUCUUCCUGUGUUGUUCCUAGUUCAUCUGGGUCUGAGCAGGUUGAUUUUAAGUUCUACGAUAUUUUGGAACUAAUACUUGAAAGGCAGCCUCCCUCCACCAGCACAGUGGUGACAGACUUGACCAAUGACAUAUCAGAGGAAUCAAACAGUGACUCACUUCAAGGUAAAAGUUCAGCUCAUUUCAAACUAUGCAAACCUUCUAAUGACACCCUGCAUGGGUAUAUCAUAUUUAGUUACUGGUUCUACUGUAGGUGCCGUCUCCUCAACACAAGUACCUUUUCCAAGUCUAAACGGGGAAACUUUUAUGUUAUUGGGCUGUUUUGUAUUUAGAGUCUACAGAAGCAGACAACAACAUCACUUCUGAGAGGACCACACCAGGCUCAUGGUCGGAUCCUGAGACCCUAGCCCUUAUUGACAUCUGGGGGGAGGAUGAGGUUCAGAGGGUGCUGAGAGACUUUGUCCACAACGGCCCCUGUCUACAUGGACAUAUCAGAAAAGAUGCAUGACCAAGGGUACUCCAAGACCCCAGAGCAGUGUCGUUGGAAAGUCAAGUCCAUGAGGAACAACUUCCGUCAGUGCUACGACAGGAAAAAGUAUGUUUGUACCCAACAGGUUUAAAUUUGACACUUUCUGAUGUUUGAUACUAAUUUACAGAAACAUAAGCGUACUCUAAUCUAACCCAUAGCCAGAAUACUGCAUCCCAAAACAUUUUCGACCCACAUUUUUUUCAUUUCAAAAUGGCUUCCUUUUCUGUCUGCUAUUCUCAGAUGUGGAAGAAAGGGAGUGGAAUACAAGUUCUACAAUCAGUUGGAGCGAAUACUUGGGCAUGAAGCGGUCUCCAUUGAUGAGUACGAUGAAAGAGACGAUCAAACAGUAGACCAGGACACAGGUACAGUGAUCUUACAGACGGUUAUAUGUUUACACUGUAGACUCAGUCAAUCCAAUCAGCAGGGCGGUACCUACGAUCUGGAGGUUUCCAAUGUAAUGUCUCCCGGAGCAGGUGCUGAUGAGAUGAGAUACACCCCGUGGUCGGAGCCAGAGACGCUGGCCCUCAUUGAGCUGUGGGGGAACGAGGAGGUCCAGACAAGCCUCCGAGGUUGCGUCCGCAACGGGCACAUUUUCGCCGACAUAGCGGAGAAGCUGGCCACCAUGGGGCACUUCAAAACGGCUGAGCAGUGCCACUCGAGGGUUAAGCGGCUGAGGAAAACCUACCGACGGUGUCUCCACAGCAGGAAGUAAGUGGAAAGCACAGAUAAUUUGUGGGUAAGGUGAGUCUUGGUGUCUAAAUUGGAACCUGUUGCAAAUUAACCCUUCAUCUCCCACUGUUCUCCACCUCCCUCUACCUCUGAUCGUACCUACAGAGUCGGAGGGGAGCCCUUACUUUUCAGAUACUUCAGGUUCCUGGAGCCGGUGCUAGGCAACGACACUCUCUCCCCCGAUGCAGAGAUUGUUGAUUUGUGUGAUGACUUCAAUCCAGAUCCCACUGAGGAAGCAGAUCAGGAAACAUGUAUGGUGCCUCCUCAUCAUCCUUACCCUCUAAGUCUAAUGUAAUUAGGGCCCUGUGUUUUUCCUGUGUCAGUGCCAACAGUUGUUUGUCCUGGUCAGGUCAAAUCAGGACCCUAGUCAUAAUCAAUCUUCUAAAAAUGUACUUAGUAGCCACCUAAAGCCUCCCAAAAACAGAUAUAUCUUUUAAGGCCAGGGCUCAGCCAGUUACGCUGUGACAGAGUCCAGCAGAAAGAUGCCCUGGUCCGAUUGGGAGACCCAGGCUCUGCUGGGGGUCUGGGGCGAGGACCACGUGCAGCUCUCCCUACGCGGCUGCUUGAAGAACAGACACGUGUUUGAGUACAUCUCACGGAGGAUGAUGGCCCAGGGGUUCAUAAGGACGGCUGAGCAGUGCCACACACGCAUCAAACGACUCAAGGCCAGCUUCCACCAUGACAAGUGAGUGCAAAGGAUUUAUAACUACUAUUUUAUGUCUAGUUAUUCACUUUAUAAAUUACACUACAACAUCGGAAAUCAAUGAUUUACUCAAUUUCAUCUCAUUAAUAAACCAUGUAAUUGCGGUCUUGUUUUUAUCACUGGUAUUGUUACAUAGUACAUAUGGUCAGAGGAUAUGAUGAUCCAAUUCCCUCUGAACCAUAUGUCUAAUCUUUUGUUUCCCCAGAAGGGAGUGUAAGUUCUACGAUCAGAUGGAGGAGAUUUUAUCGAGGGAGCUCAACUUCGACAGUCUGGCCGAAGAUUCGUUAGACAAUGAGGAAGCUGCUGUCUGCGAGUCUACACUUGAGGUUGACCAAAGGAAAGGUAAAGCAAAGCCAUACCAUACCUUGAAACGUUCUAUGAGUUGUCUUAUUUCAACUGACCUAAACCCCUUUCCACUGUAAAUAAUGUGUUCAUUGGGUGUCUUUGUCUUCAGCUAGCCGUCCUCCAACUGACGGCUCCAAGUUCCCCUGGAGCGACAGUGAGACCCAGGUCCUCCUCAGUUUCUGGGGGAGUGAUGAGGUCCAGGAGGAUCUAAAGGGCUGCACCAAAAACAGACACAUUUUCACCGAGAUCUCUCAGGCCAUGGCCAACCAGGGCUACCUGAGGACAGCCGAACAGUGCCAGUCUAGAGUGAAGCGGCUAAAGGCCAACUUCCGCCAGUUCUGCGAGAGCAAACAGUAAGCCAUGGGGGAUAAGAUAUGGAUAUGAAGUUGAUAACCACUAUUUAUAAUUGCAAAUUGAUUAUGAAGACGCCAUACUGAUGGAACAGUUUUGUAUUCAUGGUCAGAGGUUUGCCAUGCUCAUGUUAGCACAGCAAAGCUCAUAAAUUAACCAGAUAUGAAGAAUAAGCAUGUUCUAUUUUCCCAGGAGUGGAGGAGAAAAUGUGGAGUGCAAAUUCUACGAUCAGUUUGUGCAAAUAUUCAGGAACAAGCAUCUAUCCUGUGACUCUCUGGCUGAGGAAUCGAAUGGCGCCACAGACAUGGGAGAGGUCCCAGGUAGCCAAGUCCACGGAACAGGUAACUGAAACAAUCUCCUAAUCUCUGUACAGUAAAUGCUGUUUUUACGUUAUACUAUCAACGUUGGGCCUUUGUUUAUGUGUUGUUGUUUUUUGGCUCUCCAGAAUCAGGCAGCUAUCCAUCACCAUGGGAACUAGAUCACCCCUGGAGCAUUGAGGAGACUGAAGCCCUCCUCGACAUAUGGGGCAGUGACAGAAUCCAAGAGGACCUGAGGGGAAACACUGAACUGGAACACAUUUAUGCAGAGAUCUCCCAAAUGAUGGCUGACCAGGGCUUCAUGAAAACAGCAGAGCAGUGCCAGACAAGGGCGACGCAACUGAACCUGAGUAUUAUUCCAAUCUGACAAUGAGGAAGGAUUUGGGAUCAUCUGAAGACAGUUUUGUAGCGCCACAGGAAAGCUACAAUGACCUCUGGAAAAGGUGUAUAAACAGCUACAAUGACCUGUGUCUCUCCUAUCUCCUGUGUUGUUUUCAGAGAGGUUCUGUAUUCUAUCAAAGAGGCGCUGUUGCUUUGUUGGAUAUUGCUGAAGAGACUCAACAUCCAUCCCAUUCAUUCUGUUGGAAAUCAGACACAUGUAUUUAACCUUUGUAUAGGUGCUUAAAUCUACGUGUAAUGGACUAUCUGAAUGUUUUUUUGUCAUGUAUUUCACUAAGUGCACAUGUGAAACCCCUGAAACUUAUCCAGAACGCUGCAACCCGUCUGGUGUUCAACCUUCCCAAGUUCUCUCACGUCACCCCGCUCCUCCGCACACUCCACUGGCUUCCAGUUGAAGCUUGCAUCUACUACAAGACCAUGGUGCUUGCCUACGGAGCUGUCAGGAGAACGGCACCUCCUUACCUUCAGGCUUUGAUCAGACCCUACACCCAAACGAGGGCACUACGUUCAUCCACCUCUGGCCUGCUAGCCCCCCUACCUCUACAGAAGCACAGUUCCCGCUCAGCCCAGUCAAAGCUAUUUGCUGCUCUGGCACCCCAAUGGUGGAACAAGCUCCCCCACGACGCCAGGACAGCGGAGUCACUGACCACCUUCCGGAGACACUUGAAACCCUACCUCUUUAAGGAAUACCUGGAAUAGUAUAAUAGUAAUCCUUCUACCCCCCCCUUUACUACCACUGUCUUUUGUCUAAACUAACACCUGACUUAUUUCACCUGCUAGCACUGACUUGUUUAAAGAAAUGUACUUAUUGUGAUCGAGAUGUAGUUGUCCCUGAUUGCACUGACUUUGCUCACAGCUGCUUGUUUGAAGAAGUGUACUUACUGUGAUCAAGAUGUGGUUGUCCCACUGGCUAUCCUAAGUUGAAUGCACCAAUUUGUAAGUCGCUCUGGAUAAGAGCGUCUGCUAAAUGACUUAAAUGUAAAUGUGUUGUGAUAAAGGGACCUAUUCAAUGAACUUAACGAAACCUUUUAAAGGGAUUUGCUUGAGUGAAUCCUCUAACGAGAAUUGGUCAAAACCACAUGACAUUCUGAACACUUGAUUUUGCAUUAUGAUUUGCCAAACAAAAGGCUUGCUAUUAUGUACAUAUUUGUGUAUUUUAUGUACAUUUGUGUUUUAGUAAACUCACUGUGUGUUUAGGGCUAUUUUCAAGUGAACUAAUUUAGAUAAAAUUCCUUUGAGUGGAGUUUGAUUACCUGACUGUUUGGGUACUUAAGUGUCAAUACUGUAUCAUCUCUGUUACUGUCUAUCUAGGUUAACUGAAACGCUGAGGUUUCUGUUGUUACCAGCUUUAACCACUGGGGGGAGCAUGAGACCAAAUCCUAUUUUUAACCUCAACAGAUUGUCUGGAGCGGAGCCCCACAGUAAGUAGCCACUAGAAUUCUGGAAGCACAGGCAUCUACUUUUUGCUUACUCAUACAUUAUUUUUAGAUAACAUGGUGAGAGAGCCCUUGCAUCAAAUCCUUUUCUCAGUAUUGAUGGUGUUGGUUGUUCCUCGGAAGACCAUUUGCAUAGAGAGGAUACUUUGCAUUGGCGGUGCAUGCUUCAGUGCUCUGGGAGUGUUUAUAUCCCUGUGAGUUGAACACUUCAUGACAACAGAACCAACAACAACCAUUACUUUUAUCACCAUCUUCAUCUGG
Molecule: messenger RNA, 9939 nt
Organism: Coregonus sp. 'balchen'
Lineage: Eukaryota; Metazoa; Chordata; Actinopteri; Salmoniformes; Salmonidae
Source: the annotation of a GenBank genome assembly